Messenger RNA from Linum tenue, 2412 nucleotides. The record is from the annotation of a GenBank genome assembly. Lineage: Eukaryota; Viridiplantae; Streptophyta; Magnoliopsida; Malpighiales; Linaceae.
AUCGUCCAUCGACGUCGGUAAUUUUCCCUCACAGUUUUUUCCUGGUUCGACAGAAUUUUGGCUGCUCCAAAGCAAAACUAGGAAACCCAACAAGAAAGCCCCAAAAAAAGCAGCAAUGGGUCAGCGGCGUCGUUGGUGUGGCAGACCUUCUUCUCCUCCAUUAUCGUCGUCUUCUUCGGCUUCACCCCCUACAAAUUACUAUCGCUUUCAACACCACCUCAACCCUCUCAUUCUGAUCUGGGUUGUACCUGAGCAAGGUACAUCCAUAUCUCCUCUUCACCUCCACGCUUCCCUUGACCUCCCUUUUUCAAUUUAGUUGAUUGGAUUUGGAUUACCCUCCAUUCCAUGCUUGCCCUUGAAUCUCCUACCUCAGGUUUCUACCGCAAUUGUUAGGGUUUGGUCAGGGCUGUGGCGUGUUGGAGGAUCUCUGCCAUACCCAUUUACGAAACUUAGCCCAGUAUGCCUCCGUUUAUAUUCUUCCACCGGGCAAGGGAAACUUUCGCAGCCGAUGCGUUGGGGUUAGAAAUAUUGGAAAUUGCAAUUCCAGCUGCACUGGCUUUGGCAGCAGAUCCCAUUGCUUCUCUGGUUGACACUGCUUUCAUUGGCCAUAUAGGUCCUAUUGAGCUAGCGGCAGUUGGUGUUGCAAUUGCCGUGUUCAAUCAAGUGUCAAAGAUUGCAAUAUUUCCAAUCGUCAGUGUCACAACUUCUCUGGUCGCUGAGGAAGAUGCCAUUGCAACAUUGAGUUCUGAUGAACGGGAGAGUAUAGAAUUACUAGAUACUUCUCCUACUAGUGUCAAAGAAACAGAUGAAUUGUUACCCAAACAUGGUGCAUCACUUGAUUUUACACCAUCGUCAGCCUCUAGCUUCAAAAAGGGACAGUUUGAGAAAAGACACAUCCCAUCUGCUACUUCAGCGCUGGUUGUUAGUUGUGUACUUGGUUUGGUCCAAACUAUGUGUCUCACCAUUUUUGCUGAACCUGUUCUCAUGUACAUGGGUGUGCAUAAGGAUUCUCCUAUGCUAAUGCCUGCACGAAGAUACUUAGUCUUGAGGUCACUCGGUGCUCCUGCAGUUCUUUUUACUUUGGCUAUGCAAGGGGUUUUCCGGGGAAUCAAGAACACAAGAACUCCUCUAUUCGCUACAGUUGUGGGAGAUGCCACAAACAUUGUCCUAGACCCCAUAUUCAUAUUUUUAUUCCGAUUGAAUGUCAGUGGAGCUGCCAUUGCACAUGUUAUUUCUCAGUACGUGAUGUCCCUGCUCCUUCUGUGGAAAUUAGUUCAACAAGUUGAUAUAUUACCUCCAACAGUCGGCGAUCUGCAACUCGGUCGCUUUCUCAAAAGUGGAUUCUUGUUGCUAAUGAGAGUGAUAGCUGCAACAAUUGUUGUUACCCUGGCAGCUUCUUUAGCCACCAGGACUGGACCAACUGCAAUGGCAGCAUUUCAGGUUUGCUUGCAGAUUUGGCUGGCAACCUCCUUGCUUGCUGAUGGCCUCGCUGUGGCUGGACAGGCAAUCAUUGCAAGUGCUUUUGCAAAGGAAGACCUUGACAGGGCAGUGGACACUUCUGCUCGUGUGCUACAAUAUGCUGUGGUUCUAGGGGUAGCACUCGCCGUCAUCCUCUAUCCUGGGUUGUAUUAUGGUGGAAUAUUAUUUACCAAAGAUGAGGAUGUCUUGAGACUUAUUAGACUUGGUGUCCCGUUUGUUGCAAUAUCUCAACCUGUCAACGUUUUAGCCUUCGUCUUCGAUGGAGUAAACUUUGGAGCAUCUGAUUUUGCAUUUUCUGCAUACUCGAUGAUCUUUGUGUCAUUCAUAAGUAUAUUUUGCCUCUCUAUGCUGACUGUGGGCCAAGGAUUUAUCGGCAUCUGGGUUGCUUUGACCUCGUUCAUGACUAUGCGUACGUUGGCUGGCUAUAUUAGGAUAGGAGCUGGCGUUGGACCUUGGAAGUUUCUGAGGACAAAUGCAUGAACAUGAAGACCAAAUUUCUCCAGUUUCAUUACUAGUAUUAUCAUGAUCUGGGGUUAAAACACAGAGUAGCCUGAUUGCAGCACGAACCGACUCAAUGGAAUUCGACUGCUGUACAUAUUGCAGAAGAUGGGCAAUAUGUAGGGUACAUGAAGUUACUGAGAACUCUUUUUGUUCUAUUUGGAGCAUUCAUUGUUCAAUUCUUUGAUUGUUUUCUUGCAAGUUUUGUGCUCUAAAGGAGAGGGAGAAAAGAGGGGGGAUAUGGUGAACUGUAAUUGUAAUGCUACUUAAACGUUUGCUUGACUAAGCAAACAUUUGUACUUUCUUUGCUAACUAAUUGAACCAAGUUCGUGAGUGGGUCAUUAUAUUGAAUUAGUUUAACUGAUUCAAGCCCUCACAACUUUAUAUUAUUUGGUUGACUCAAAUGGGUGUCAAAUCUAAUAACCAACUUCUCCG